Messenger RNA from Trichomonas vaginalis G3, 954 nucleotides. Its product is annotated as mucolipin family. The transcript has a single exon. Gene Ontology annotation, cellular component: membrane. NCBI's taxonomy places the organism in Eukaryota, Parabasalia, Trichomonadida, Trichomonadidae. The coding region runs from base 1 to 954 and encodes 317 amino acids. Gene Ontology annotation, molecular function: NAADP-sensitive calcium-release channel activity. The record is from RefSeq and is a predicted model, not a curated record.
AUGAUUCCUUUCUUUCAAGAUUUCGGAAGAGCCAUAGAUGGCUAUUUCUUAGAUGGGCGUGAUGCCACAGAAGAUGAUGACAUUGAAGAUAUAUAUGGUGAUGCCAAAAUCUAUACAAUGUCUGAUUUACUCGAUGCAAUUAACGGAACACUUUAUAAAUACAUCAAUUUCACAGAUUCAUUCCCGUGUUCAUAUCCUCUAACAAGAUCAUCUAAUAUCAACCUCACUAUUGAUCUUUCUGAUGGAGAUACAAAAGUUUUUCAAAUUACCGAAGAAAAUAUCACCGAAGUUCAUGAUAUCGCUGAGAAAUAUCUUGAUCAAUUUACAGCAUACACUAUAAGUAUGAUCAUUACAUUGCAUCCAAGAGAGUCUGGAACGAUUGAUUCGUAUCAUAUUGGUGUCAAAUCUUCCUUUGAUUUCAUUUUUGGAACAGGAAUCAUUGUAUGGAAGAACCUACAUGAAAGAUCUAUCAGAUAUUCAAAGAAAGCAACUUCUUCUAUGUUAUCCCAGUAUACAAUUACAAGCUCUAUAUUAAUUAUAGUAUUUUCCUUGAUCUGCUGUAUCUUGACAGUUAUCUCGCUUAUUCAAUUCUACAAAAAGGCCAAAGAAAAAGCAAUUAUUGAAAGAACAUCAGUUCUCAAGUACUUUUGGGCCAAACUUGACCUCUGGGAUCCCAUAUCCUUCCUUUUAGAUGCUGUGUCUAUCACUUGUGUCUCAAUAUUCCUUCAAUACGGUAAAGAUGUAAAUGAUGGAUUGCCAUGGCCGAUGUUUAUGCUUAGUUUAUCCUCUUUCUGUCAUUCCUUUGUCCUUUUCAAGUUCUUUAGGCUUGUUCCUUCGCUUUUUAUCAUUGUUCGCAUGUUAAAUUUGGGAAUUGGUCCGGUUUUAAAGUUUUUAGUUGGCUGCUUACCUUUCUUCUUCGGAUACAUAUACGUUGGAGUCUGUCUCUUCGGUUGA